AUGGCUGAAGAGGCGGGUAUGUUUAUGGUUCAUCAAACUGUUGGCAGUGUACUAUGUUGCAAAUGCGGUAUCCCCAUGGCACCAAAUGCUGCCAAUAUGUGUGUCAAGUGUUUGCGCUCUGAAGUUGAUAUUACGGAAGGUUUGCAGAAGCAUGUGACCAUUGUUCAUUGUCCAGAGUGUGAUUGCUACUUGCAGCCUCCAAGAACUUGGAUCAAAGCCCAAUUAGAAUCAAAGGAGCUGCUAACCUUCUGUGUUAAGAGAUUGAAGAAUUUGAAUAAAGUUAGGCUAGUUCAUGCCGAAUUUAUUUGGACUGAACCUCACUCCAAGAGGAUCAAGGUUAAGUUGAAAGUUCAGAAGGAGGUUCUUAAUGGAGCAAUACUUGAACAAUCAUAUGUUGUAGAGUAUGUUCAACAGGAGCAUAUGUGUGAGUCUUGUUCAAGGGUUCAGGCCAACCCUGACCAGUGGGUUGCAUCUGUGCAACUCCGCCAGCAUGUUUCUCACCGACGCACGUUUUUCUAUCUGGAGCAGCUGAUCCUGAGGCAUGGUGCUGCUGCUAGUGCCAUAAAAAUAAAGCAGAUGGAACAAGGUAUCGACUUCUUUUUUGCAAACCGGAGUCAUGGUGUGAAAUUUGUGGAAUUUGUUGGUAAAGUUGCUCCAGUAAGGAGUCGCAGUGACAAACAGCUUGUUUCCCAUGAUUCUAAAAGUAAUAAUUAUAAUUAUAAGCAUACAUUCUCAGUUGAGAUAAGCCCCAUUUGCCGUGAAGAUUUGAUUUGUCUGCCUCCCAAGGUCAGGUCCAGUUUGGGAAACCUCGGUCCUCUUGUGAUCUGCACUAAAGUGACCAACAGUAUUGCUUUGUUUGAUCCUUUCACCCUGAGACAUUGUUUCCUUGAUACUGAUCAGUAUUGGAGAUAUUCCUUUAAAUCUCUACAUACAAGCAGGGAGCUAGUGGAGUAUAUAGUGCUUGAUAUUGAGAUUAUUUCGCCUGAAGUUAAUGUCGGUGGCUCAAGGUUUGCUUUAGCUGAUGCACAAGUUGCUCGUGUCUCUGACUUUGGGAAGAAUGAUACUAUUUUCAACAUAAAAACACAUCUUGGCCAUCUUUUAAACCCCGGGGAUUAUGCUCUUGGUUAUGACUUAUAUGGGGCUAACAGUAAUGACGAUGAACUAGAGAAGUACAGGGGUCUAGUCAUUCCUGAUGCAAUUUUAAUAAAGAAGAGCUACGAAGAAAAGCGACAGAAGAAGCACGCGAAGGCUCGUCCAUGGAAGCUUAAAUCCCUUGGCAUGGAAGUUGAUGAUAAAGCUAAACUUGAUCAAGAAAAGGUGGACUCUGAGUAUGAGCAGUUCUUGAAGGAUCUGGAGGAGAACCCUGAGAUGAGGUUGAAUAUAUCAUUAUACCAUAAUGAAGAGUACCAGCCGUCAGAGAUGGCAUCCAUGACUGAUGGGGAAGAUGCACCUUCUGUCCCACUUGAAGAGUUGCUUGCUGACCUUGAACUUCGUGAUGGUGAGGAUGAGGAUGACAGUAGCAUGAGGGAGUGA
Prunus armeniaca (apricot) is the source of this 1533-nucleotide messenger RNA. NCBI's taxonomy places the organism in Eukaryota, Viridiplantae, Streptophyta, Magnoliopsida, Rosales, Rosaceae. The record is from the annotation of a GenBank genome assembly.